This is a messenger RNA of Caenorhabditis briggsae, 1617 nucleotides long. Gene Ontology annotation, biological process: regulation of transcription by RNA polymerase II. The record is from RefSeq and is a predicted model, not a curated record. Lineage: Eukaryota; Metazoa; Nematoda; Chromadorea; Rhabditida; Rhabditidae. The coding region runs from base 1 to 1617 and encodes 538 amino acids. The transcript is spliced from 5 exons. Gene Ontology annotation, cellular component: nucleus. Gene Ontology annotation, molecular function: DNA-binding transcription factor activity, RNA polymerase II-specific; RNA polymerase II cis-regulatory region sequence-specific DNA binding.
AUGGCUACAUAUUUCGAUCCCAAUUUAAUAAGCGUGUUCGAUGGACACAAUACGAAUCACAAGUCAUUAGGAAUGCUGACUGAGAUGGGUAUCGGCGGCACGUGCGACUACGGAAAUACGUAUACAAGCCUCCAGUCAAAAACUCCAAAGUCUCCAGUGCCAUUUCAAGGUGACAGCAAUUUUGUAUGGGAUGAAGUUCCUGGUUCUCAACAACCAAAAAGAAUGAGCACUGGCAGCAAGGAACACAAGGAUCAGUUCAGCAGUAAGCCAUGUCAAAAUAGUUCCAAUGGCAGCAACCAUCAGUACCAUGAGGACCCAGUUAUGAAUACUCCGGAUGUAGAGGCCAAUUAUCAUCAGGAAAAUCGUGAUCCAUACUUUGACACCGAUGAAAUCAAUCCUAAGUACAAACAUGAUCCAGUGUUGACUAAAGUCGCUCUUGGCACCGACCUGUACAAUCAGCAGCUAAUCCAAAAAAGCCGCGAUGUCAAUGACGACUACAGCAAUGCUCAGUACGAUCAACAAACACUUCAAAACAGCACCAAUAAUGGCUCCAGCGAUGAUUUGCACAUUCCUGAUUCAUUAAUCCAAAAUUAUGUUCAUAUGAACUACAAAAAUGCUCCGUACAACCAUCAACAACUUCACAGUAGCCCCAUUCGUAUGUACAAUCAAGGCUACUCCAAUACCGACAACAGCAAUGAUCAGUACACUAAUCAACCCAUCAAUCCGUACAAACGUGUGCAAUUCCAAAACAGCAACGAUUUCAAUGCCAACAGUGAACGUCGCCAACCAUCCCAUUCCGUCGAAUCAAUUAUCAAUAAGCCAGAUCGCAGAAAACAAAAGCCUUCAAUGGAUGAAAUGGCUCCUGUUAAACAAAAGAAAGAUUAUUGGAAAAAGAUAGAUGAUGCGUACAAAAGAAGCAAGGGUUUUCAUGGCACUCAAUCGACUUCAUCCUCUGACUCCCAAGCGUCGUCCUCAUCUCCUGACUUCGAAAAAUUCAAAUAUUAUGAAGGACUUCUGGCUGCUCCUCUUGCCAAUGGCGCUGCGCUCGAUACUAAAGUUCUAUGCAACGCUGUUUUUCAAGAACUCGAAACUCGAAAAAUUCCACAAACAAUUUUCGCCACAAGAGUCGCUAAUCGCGUUCAAGGCACUCUUUCCGAGCUUAUCAGAAAACCAAAGCCGUGGGAUUGUGUCAAAUCUGGUCGUGGUGUAUACGUCCGCCUUUUCAAUUGGUACCAAUUGCCAGAGGACCAACGAAUGGAAAUUGUUGAUAAGAAAAUCAAUUGGCAUGUUCCGGAGAAAAAACAAACUGCUGGAAAGAGGCUACUAACUCUUAUAUUUUUCAGAAAACGUGCGACUAAAGGUCCCGCUCCAAAGAAGCCACGCACAGAGUUCACUCCAGUUCAAAAAGGUGCUCUACAAACCAUCUUCGAAGAGAAUCCAAAGCCAUCAGCUGACGUUAUGGCUCAUAUUGCUCAAACCCUUGAAUUGGACAAUGACAGCGUUGCAAAUUUCUUUCAAAACACUCGCAAACGAACCAAUGAUCAAAUGAAACGUAAUCGUCAUCCACAGAACAAUUUCCAAGAUUACCAAGAAGAUCAACAAGGAGAAUAUUAUUAA